CGUGCAAGCAAGCUUUUCCGCCCAUAAUAAGCAUCGAAGAGAUGAUCGCUUUUGCUAUUGAAGCUAAGCUGGGAAGAGAUGCAGAAUCUUCAAUCGUGGAGGAGAAGACGUCGCCCUGGACCACUGCACUCGCUCGAAUCGAAGGCAAGCUUACCGAGCCCUCACGUGUUAAGGCCCUCUGGCAAGGUGCCGCAGCUUUCACCGUCAUUUCAACCCUUUUGUCUUCUGCUCUGCUUGUCCUUACGGCCCUGUAUUUCACCGCCCUGCGUGACCAGCUACGACGGUGGAUGCUCUACGUAGUUGCCUUCGUCGACGCCAUGACGUUUCUCGGUGCAGGCGUGAUGGUUGGGUACGCUAUGCGUGAGGGACCAAGGGGCAUCAUGGAGCUUGCCGGGACCUCUUCAGAGAGAGGAAUCUAUGGGGCAGGAAAUACCGCAUUCACCCUCGGUGUGCUGAUCAAUUUCUUGUCCAUGGAGCUGUUCCUGUGUCUUUUCAUUUCGGGCGUGCUUCUGACUGUCUGGCUUGUUUGCGCUUGUUUGAGCAUGUGCCGAGAUGAUAAUGUGGUCAAGGUCGAGUACAUACAUAGGUCCGACUAACAAUAUAGCACUAUCUACCCCAAGCACCCAGGACCAUAAUGACAUUUAUGGAACUAAGACUGCUCUCUAGGAGAUAUGUAAACGACUUAUCAUCAUGAGUUAACAGGUUUAGAGAACACUGGAGGAAGCAUGAGUGCAUAACGACUGUAAGCGAUGGCAGUCCGGGAAUGAUUGAUAGUUUAGGUAGUAAAUAAGCUGAACGAGGCUUCACUACUAUGGGACAUUAGUAAGAAGUGGCAGAGAUCUCACGUUGAAUAAUGCUGAAUUUAUACUUGCUUUUGCC
This is a messenger RNA of Fusarium odoratissimum NRRL 54006, 879 nucleotides long. RefSeq lists its product as uncharacterized. The record is from RefSeq and is a predicted model, not a curated record. NCBI's taxonomy places the organism in Eukaryota, Fungi, Ascomycota, Sordariomycetes, Hypocreales, Nectriaceae. The transcript has a single exon. Bases 42 to 596 code for a protein of 184 amino acids.